Messenger RNA from Topomyia yanbarensis, 5522 nucleotides. It is a transcript of the gene stj, whose product is annotated as voltage-dependent calcium channel subunit alpha-2/delta-3. The coding region runs from base 355 to 4185 and encodes 1276 amino acids. The transcript has 23 exons. The record is from RefSeq and is a predicted model, not a curated record. Gene Ontology annotation, cellular component: voltage-gated calcium channel complex. NCBI's taxonomy places the organism in Eukaryota, Metazoa, Arthropoda, Insecta, Diptera, Culicidae. Gene Ontology annotation, molecular function: voltage-gated calcium channel activity.
AGCCUACGGUGCUGCUGGAAAAGAGUAAAAAUGGAAGCCAUUGUUGGAUCCGCUGACGAGUUGUGAAAGUAAAAUGUCCAAAAUGGCGAAAUACAAGAAAGAAAUCUACGAAAACUGAUAUCAAUUGCAAGCCGAACACGCUAAGCAGCUGAAAGUGUCGAAAGUUUACGCAUUAGAAAGGAUAAAGUUGGAGAUUUCUGAAGUUACACAGUGUGUGGGGUGGUGGUCGAUAUUUUUCCAUUCUCUAGGGGGAACUAUUCUGGAUGUGGUCCAGAAACAGCUUUCCGAACGAAUGCAAACCAGAGCAGUUAACUUGUAGGACACUGCAGGAACUAGUAGUCAACGCUAAGAGUCAUGUACAUAAGGAUUAGUUCGGGUUUUAUCGCUUUUUCCGUUCUGUUAAUAUUUGCUAUUUCGAUAACGCGUAGCGCAGACGAGCCAACAGCGACAAUCAAGUACAGCAUUGUCCAGGGAUGGGCUGCAAAAAUAGGCGGAGAAUUAGCUAUCUUAGGAGAUUUUAUAACUAGACGAAUGAAAGUAGAAGAUAGUUUUAAGCAAGCGCAAGUAGUUAGCAAAAAUGGACAAAAAAUUGUUGAAGAAAUGGCCAAAGAUCUCAAGUACAUGAUGGAUGCAAAAGUCAGUGCUGUUAAGCGAAUCAUGGACACGGCCGAGAAUACGGCCAUCUCCAGCGAUGACGAAAAAGUGAACAAAAGUUUCCGCUACUACAAUGCAAAAGAGAUGAUCGAACCAGGCGAAAUAAUCACCACACCGAUACCGAUGAUAGACGAGGAUCCGGCUGACAUUACCACGCCCAUUCCACCGAAGGAAAUCGUACUGACGAAGAAGAAACACUUCUUCAACGAGGCGGUCAAUACUUCGGUUAGCUCGGUGCACGUUCCAACCAAUGUGUACGAUAGAGCAAACGAAACAAUUCGGGCGAUCAAGUGGUCUGAAGCGUUGGACUCGAUAUUCUACAACAACUACAUCGGUGAUCCGACGCUCACGUGGCAGUACUUUUGCAGUUCGACGGGCUUUCUGCGCCAGUUCCCGGCCACCAAGUGGGAAGAAGAUCCAGUCGAUCUGUACGACUGUCGGCUGCGCUCCUGGUAUAUCGAGGCGGCCAACAGUCCGAAAGAUGUCAUUAUCCUAGUAGACAGCUCCGGUUCCAUGACCGGCCAGCGAAAAGAUAUUGCCAAACACGUGGUAUCCAACAUCUUGGAUACCCUAGGACCGAACGAUUAUGUCAACAUCUUCACCUUCUCCGAAGAGGUGUCCGAAGUUGUUGGAUGCUUUCGUGAAACACUGGUGCAAGCGAACAUGGGUAAUAUCCGAGAGCUGAAGCUAGGAAUGGAUAACAUCGAGACGACUGAGAUCGCGAAUGUAUCGGCUGCGUUAACCAGGGCUUUCGAGCUGCUGGAAACAUUUCGCGAGAGCCGUAAUGGAGCCCGCUGCAAUCAAGCCAUUAUGCUGGUGUCAGAUGGUGUUCCGUACAGCUUCGAUGAGAUAUUUGAGCAGUACAAUUGGAAGGAACUACCCUUUAUCCCGGUUCGGAUAUUCACCUAUCUCAUUGGUCGUGAGGUAGCCGAUGUAAAAGAUAUAAAGGAAAUGGCCUGUAAAAACCAAGGCUAUUAUGUACACCUGAGUACACUAGCCGAGGUACGGGAGGAAGUUUUGAACUACAUACCAGUGAUAGCAAGGCCACUGGUCUUGAAUAAACGUGAACACCCGGUGGUGUGGUCUGAAGUCUACGCGGAUGUGGAGGAUCCAAAAAUGACGGAUUGGCUGUGGGAAAUUAAGGAGCGAGCCGAACAGAAAGAACGAUUCAUAGACUACAGAAAGAAUCGUGUAAUUUUCUUUUCGCCAGAAGAACAGCAUCGUCGCAUGAUUAUGAAGCAGCGAAUGAAUCAGGAUCCAUAUUCCAACAAUCAGAAAUAUAACUUCAUGACAACUGUAUCGAUGCCAGUAUUUGACCGCAGAGAAAAUGCUAACAUCACCGAAGACAUCCUUGUCAAUGAGGCGUACUGGGUUACGAUCACACGCGAGACAAAAGUCGCAAACAUACUCGGCGUGGCGGGAGCUGAUGUACCCAUCGCGGAGAUCAAAAAAUAUCUCAAACCUCAUUUGCUUGGAGUCAACGGGUACGCCUUCAUCGUUACGAAUAACGGCUAUAUUCUAACGCACCCCGAUUUCCGUCCAGUUUUCCAAGAUAUUUUGAAACCAGCCUACAAUACGGUCGAUAUGAUAGAGGUGGAACUGACCGAUGACGACCGUGGACCACGAGACUUUAAUCCUGCCUUAUUGCAUAUACGAGAAUCUAUAAUAAAUCAGUCUACCGGAGCUAAAUGGAUACACGUGAAGUAUCAUUUCGAUGAAAUGAAACGCGUUUCGCGCACAAGGCGCCAGUAUUACUGGACGCCUAUCAAAAACACACCAUUUACUCUGGUCGUUACGUACCCAGAAACGCACGGUGUCAAUCGACUCCAGAUUCGAACGGAGGACGAGAUCCACCGUAUCCAUGCAAAAGGCAAUAAUGUCGUAAACUUCUUCAGCGGCAUAAACUGGAAGAUUCAUCCAGACUGGGUAUACUGCAAAUAUUUAAACGAGCACGCGAACGAAUCGUUCGCCACUCCAGAACUGGAGCUCAAGCAUUUCCUGGAGCGCAUGAAACAGGGCGGUUGGAAAUGGCCAGCCCUUCGCACUCCACCACCGCCAGAGCAUGCCAUGUUCUCUAACAUUUCGACCCGAAUACCUGAAAAGGACUACUAUUACUGUGAUCGAAAUCUGAUGCAAGCGUUGGUGUACGACGCCAAAGUGACCGAAUGGUUCUCUGCCAACACCAGCGGCGGAAGUGGCAACAAGGACGAAAAAGAUGGCCCUAGCCCAAUUGCUGUUUUGAUGGGCCUGUUGCCAAGGAAUGAACUGCGGCAGCGCUAUGGAAUUACCGUGUCGUUCUUAGCUACGCACAGUGGGCUAACGAGGUGGCAGGACCACAUGAACGAGCCCAAGCAAUCGGAGCCCGAUUUCAGUGAGACGAACAAUCGCGCGACGGACGAGAUCUGGUACAAGCGCGCCGUAGAGCUUUACUACAACAAUAAAUACAAAAAAAGUGCAGAAGGAAAUGGCAAGGAUGACGCGUACAAAAGCAGUUACGUGUACUCGGUUCCCUUUGACGCGGGAAAUCGGAACGACACCUUGGUGACGGCUAGCAACGCCAUCUUCCACACGGACGGGGGUAAGGAGACUCCGGUGGCCGUGGUUGGGUUCCAGUUCCACCACUCGGCUAUGUAUACUCUGUUCAAGAGUACCACUAGUCAGUGCUUGCACAGUGAUCAUCAAUGUGAGAAGACAUGCUUCACGGGGGAUUUCCAGUGUUACGUGAUUGAUAGCAACGGGUUUGUGGUCAUCAGCGAGCAGCUUCAGGAGACGGGUGCUUUCUUCGGGGAAGUAAAACCGGCCUUCAUGCAGCGACUGAUUGAUGAUGGCAUCUUCAAGAAUGUAACCAUUUAUGACUAUCAGGCGGUGUGUUUCAUGAUGAAGCACAUUUUCAAUAUGGCCAGCAUAAUAGAAACGCCUUUGAAAGUGAUCUGGUGGGUCCUGACAAAUGCCGUUUCAUACGUCAUGUGGGUGGUGGUACAAAUAUUCCUAGCAAUUGUGCAUGCAUAUGACGAAGUCAUUUACGAUAGUAGUGCAUACGAUGCGGUAGCCGAAAUGGGAGAUCUCGAGGAUCCUACCGCCGGGCGUUACAAGGAGCCGGAGUUCAAUAAGGUGCUUAUCAACCGAACACGACCGGAGCCGUGUGAUCAUGUUAUCACACUGUACGAACUCAACAACGACAUCGAUCCGGUUGUCUACCGGAAGGAUGCUCAUCAGUGUGAGCGACCGUAUGUCGUAGUGCCAAUUCCUUCCAGCAAUUUGAUUCUGCUGGUACUGGACACUCUUUGCCCACUACCCAGCCACGUGCCCCAGCUAACAACGUGGCCCAUCGAGCACGAUUACAAUGAUUCGCUAGCAUGCCAUAAGGCGCGCAAUGUGGAGCUUCCUCGAAGAAGACCUCUUACCUGUAUCAAUAAGCAUGCAAACGAAAGUGUGAUAGAAAUUUGCGGCCGAGGGAAUUACGCAGGACCCAAUCUAGCACUGCUGGUGAUUGUCGUGCUACUAGGGCAGUUUUACUUCAGUCGUAAUUAAACAACAACAGUUACCAAUUCUUAUUAGGUUUUAUAUCGGCAAACAACUCUAAUUCUUUUUGUAUUGCUCAGCAAACAGAAACCAGCGAUAUUCCAUAGUUAAGCGAUCAUAAAACUAGAAGCUUUCACACGUCUUUUCGAACAGUAGCGAGUGAAAUUGGAGAAUACAGUUUCGCCAAAACUGAGCUUGACUGAAAUAGCAGACAUCUGUUUUAAAUAACUUCGCUUGUUUAAUAUUCAUGCAUUCACACUUUCAAAACUCACACAUAGCGUGUAGAAAAACAAGUUAUUUAAAUUCAAUUCAAAAAUCCUAUAUCUUGGCACAAUUAGAAAUGUUACUUUCAAAUUUUAUAUCAGACAAUUGUUUCUCUACGAAAUUACUACCCAAAGUUAAUAGAUAUAUUAAGUAUAACAACUAGAACAUUUAUAACAGAUCUAGCAAAAUUUUGUUAACCAAUACCAACAGAUUUUAUUACAUUACAUUUAUCACGAAACGUACACAUGGAUUUAAAGAAGAACUAUAGACAAUUAGUUAAACAGUUACAUUAAUCCUAUUGUAAUAACUUGUACAAAUGAAAACCGAACAAAAGCGAGUCUCAAGGCAUGAAUUAAAGUACAGGUCGUUACAGAUUAUAUAGAAACUACACCUUUUCCACAACCCAAGCAAGAAAGAAAUUUGUGUGUCGAUACGAUGUUUAACACAUUUUUGCUAAUGUUGUGCAUUUCGUUGUUGCUCGUCACUGUCAUAAUCAAUAGAUAUAUUUAGUUGUUGAAAGAAUAAUAACAGUUUCUAGCCAAUUCCGUUGUUCUAACAAUUGUUCUCUUUUUUAGUUUAAUAGGCUACGCUGUUAAAGUUGUUGCUUUGGAGGCUUACUAAAAUUUUUACAUGAAAAAAGACGAUAUUUUAGUUAUGACCACUUGGUGACAAUGCCAAAAUUCUUAUAAAAAGACUAGUCACAUUGGUAAUAACUGAUACCAAAAAAUCUUUGUACUUAUAAAAUUAAUGAGAUAGCAAGAUAAAAGGAUCAUUUUUUAAACUUCAAAAUAAUCUUUUUCCAUAACAAGCACCUAGCUAAUGACAUCAACAUGGAAGAUUCGCUCCAUUCUCAGAAAAAAAAAGCGCAAAUGAACCAAGUGAACGGGAUAAAGAAGAGGAAUAUGAGAUAAAUUGCUUGGAUAUUGAAAGACAUACUGCGAUUAAAAACUAAUAAUAAACGAAGCAUGCGCUGAUCAAAUCGAUCUGUAGUUAUCUUAGGGCGAAAUCAACACAAAUAAUGAAACUACAACAAAUGAUUUUUUUCAUUGAAUAUUUGCUAAUAAAAGUCUGUGAUAAAAUUA